GCGCAUGAACUCAUUAUCGUUUCAGCCACGAGGACGGACUGAAGGUUACCUGCUUCAACAGUGCUUGAACGGCAACCGACUUCUGUCUUUUCGCUUUUCCAUCAACCAUCUUCUUUGAUUCCAAUCAUUUUGUUUUCGAUUAAAAUCGAAAAAUUGGUUUUAAGACGCUUGCUUUUUAAAAAAAAUCUACUCGAACCAGCGUCGCUGACCAUCUUUGCGAAUAACCCCAAUUAAAACCAAAAGAAACAUGAGCUCUCAGGUGAGACAGAACUUCGAGGAGGCCUGCGAAGCCGCCAUCAACCGUCAGAUCAACAUGGAGCUGUAUGCGUCCUACGUCUACCUUUCUAUGUCGUACUACUUCGACCGAGAUGAUCAGGCUCUGCACAAUUUUGCGAAGUUUUUCCACCAUCAGUCCCACGAAGAGCGCGAACAUGCCGAGAAACUGAUGAAGUUUCAGAACCAGAGGGGAGGGAGGAUCUUUCUGCAGGACGUGAAGAAACCAGAAAAGGACGAGUGGGGAAGUGGCGUGGAAGCGCUGGAAUGUGCCCUGCAGCUGGAGAAGAGCGUCAAUCACUCCCUCCUGGAGCUGCAUAAGCUGGCCUCUCAGCACAACGACCCUCACAUGUGCGAUUUCAUUGAGACACACUACUUGGACGAGCAGGUGAAGUCCAUCAAAGAACUGGGCGACUGGGUGACCAACCUGCGCCGCAUGGGCGCCCCCCAGAACGGCAUGGCCGAGUACAUGUUCGACAAGCUCACGCUUGGCAAGGAGAGCAGCUAAAGGCUCCGUCCAUUUGCUAUAUGAGUGUUUAAUGUCCUACAUGCCAUCAAACUUUAUAUUUUUGUUGUUUAACUGACUGACUGGUCAACCUGUGUAUGUCCAGUUAUUUAAGCAGAAAAACCUCUUAGCUUGUUUUGCUCUAUAAUGCUUUGCUGUUGCACUUCUCAUAAGCCAUCGCAGUUCAAAAUUUGACCUUUCUGCAUGUGUUGUGUGAUUCAUCAAUGAAAUUAUGCUCCAAACCAAUAAAACAGAAACCUCUGGGAUCUGAA
This is a messenger RNA of Megalobrama amblycephala (Wuchang bream), 1050 nucleotides long. It is a transcript of the gene fth1a, whose product is annotated as ferritin, heavy polypeptide 1a. Gene Ontology annotation, biological process: intracellular iron ion homeostasis; iron ion transport. Gene Ontology annotation, molecular function: ferric iron binding; ferrous iron binding. The record is from RefSeq and is a predicted model, not a curated record. The transcript is spliced from 5 exons. The coding region runs from base 248 to 781 and encodes 177 amino acids. NCBI's taxonomy places the organism in Eukaryota, Metazoa, Chordata, Actinopteri, Cypriniformes, Xenocyprididae. Gene Ontology annotation, cellular component: cytoplasm.